AUGGAGUGGUUCAACAGGGAGUAUCCUGACUGUACCUCUGAUAAUGUUGAUGAUCAAAUCAAGUAUCUUCAGGAUAUGAUCUGUUUGGAAGAACAAAACAUGGAAAGUGUGCAACAAGAAACUCACAACACCAAUGAAAGACUAAGGUUGGUUAACAAUGGAACUCAGCAACUUGAGAAGAUUUUAACUAUGGGAAGGACCGACUCAGCACAUCGAGGACUAGGAUAUUCUGGGUGGGCAAAAUCUGUGGGAGGAACACAGAGUGCUCCAUUGUGUUUGUAA
Arabis nemorensis is the source of this 282-nucleotide messenger RNA. The record is from the annotation of a GenBank genome assembly. NCBI's taxonomy places the organism in Eukaryota, Viridiplantae, Streptophyta, Magnoliopsida, Brassicales, Brassicaceae.